Messenger RNA from Centrocercus urophasianus (Greater sage-grouse), 720 nucleotides. It is a transcript of the gene SPRYD7, whose product is annotated as SPRY domain containing 7. Gene Ontology annotation, molecular function: protein binding. The record is from RefSeq and is a predicted model, not a curated record. The transcript is spliced from 5 exons. Lineage: Eukaryota; Metazoa; Chordata; Aves; Galliformes; Phasianidae. The coding region runs from base 37 to 627 and encodes 196 amino acids.
GCUCGGCUCGGCUCGGCUGGCGGGGCCCGGCCAGCUAUGGCCGCCUCCGUCUUUUGCUGCCUCCGCUGGUGCCGGGAUGGCGGUGCCGGUCACAUCCCGCUGAAGGAGAUGCCGGCCGUGCAGCUGGACACGCAGCGUAUGGGAACAGAUGUCGUCAUUGUUAAAAAUGGCAGAAGGAUAUGUGGCACUGGAGGCUGCCUCGCCAACGCGCCCCUACAUCAAAACAAGAGCUAUUUUGAGUUUAAAAUCCAGUCCACAGGCAUUUGGGGUAUCGGAGUUGCAACCCAGAAAGCAAACUUGAAUCAAAUUCCACUUGGCCGAGAUGUCCAUAGCCUGGUGAUGAGGAAUGAUGGAGCUCUGUACUACAACAACGAGGAGAAAAACAGAUUACCAGCCAACAGCCUGCCACAGGAGGGCGAUGUGGUGGGCAUCACAUACGACCACGUAGAAUUAAAUGUAUAUUUAAAUGGGAAGAACAUGCACUGUCCAGCUUCAGGUAUCCGAGGGACUGUCUAUCCAGUUGUCUAUGUGGAUGACAGUGCCAUUCUGGAUUGUCAGUUCAGUGAAUUUUAUCAUACUCCUCCACCAGGGUUUGAAAAGAUCCUCUUCGAGCAGCAAAUCUUCUGAAUGUCAACGUGGUGAACAUUUGCACCCUGCACUGUUUUAAAAGCAAACCCAAAAGCUUUUUCACCUUAAAUAAAGCUUCACAUGUUACCUUUA